AUGGUGACAAUUAACAAUAAUACUAGAUAUGCUGUAUUUCGUGCUUAUAAACAACUUUUGAAAGUCCAAAGAGAAACAUUUAAGGAGGAUACUUUUACUAUAAAAGAGGCAAAACGUAAGACACGUGAAGAAUUUUUUAAAAACAGAGAUGAAAUCGACACAAAUAAAAUACAAGAGUGUAUAAAUCAAGCUAAUGAUGUGGCAUCAUUAUUGCAAAAGAAUGUCGCUCAGGCUGAGAUUGAAAAUCCCUCCGAACAUAUAUUUAAAAUAAAAUUACACGAGAGACAUGAAUUGGGAGAUAAUGAUUCAAUAAAAAAUCCUCCAUCAAUUAAAACCUUGAAAAGGCAAUCGGUGGGAAAAUGUGGUUAA
Messenger RNA from Funneliformis caledonium, 369 nucleotides. NCBI's taxonomy places the organism in Eukaryota, Fungi, Glomeromycota, Glomeromycetes, Glomerales, Glomeraceae. The record is from the annotation of a GenBank genome assembly.